Molecule: messenger RNA, 1654 nt
Organism: Aquila chrysaetos chrysaetos
Lineage: Eukaryota; Metazoa; Chordata; Aves; Accipitriformes; Accipitridae
Exons: 5
Coding region: 1052-1654 (200 amino acids)
Source: RefSeq, a predicted model, not a curated record
CAUGGUGUCCUGGCUUAUGCCACGUACUGCCCUACACGAUGUACUGCUCUGGGUGGCAUCCUGCCCUGCACAGUGUCCUGCCCUACACAGUGACGUGGCCAUGUCAUGAUACCUGCUGUCCCAGGACCAGGGAGCCCGGCAAAGCGCGGAGGCACCUUUCUGGCUCCGGUGGCCCCAGCUCCACUGCGGGGACUAAUUGAAGAAGAGCAGUAUUUUAACACAGCCACUGGCCAAAGGUGGUCUCGGUCACUUUUCAGCUGCCCCUGGGACUCCGGUGAUACUUGCUCUGAGAUUUAGGUCUGUUGGGUCUCAUCCUGCCCUGGCAGCUGUGCCUGGGGGCUGCGGUCACCCUGGGCUGCAGCACACAGCCCCCGCUCCCCUGGCAGGAGCGGCAGCAUCCCUGGCAGGCUUUUCUUCUCCUUUCUUCCCUGCAGCACAGCGAAUGGCUGAGCUGCGGGUGACAGCGGUGCUGCCUCACAGGCAGGCUGUCCCCAUGCCAAGGCAGGACCCCAUGGGAGGCAUUGCCAUGGCACAAGUUCAAGUUAUUUGGCUGUUCAAGUUUUGACUCUAAGUGGGAAACGCAACAUGUAACGUCAGAGCCAUCUUCCUUGCUCAAGCCACACAUUGCAGCGCAAGGAUGAGUUGUGGCAGCCUUGUGCCCUGCUGUCAUCUCCACAGGCAGCAUGGGGCUGGCCCACAGCAAACCCAACUCUUCUUCAUCCUCUGUGAGACCUGGCAGCCCCAGGCCAGUCCCAUCUCACACAUUGUGACCGUGGCUUUGAGCACAACCACAGAGCAAAGGGAAAAGGCAACAGCACUUUGCCAGGGCGAGGAAGCUGGAGGUGGGAUGUUUGUCACCUUUUAACAUCUUUCACUUCAGUUUGGGGGAGCCCCAUGGGCAUGGCCAGAUGUGGCUGAUGCUGUGGCAGCCCUCUUGGGUCCCAGAGACACCCCCGGUCCUUGCUGCGCACACCUGAGCCUCCCUUCUCUCCAUGUCCCCCGGAGCCCAUGGGGACCCAGCAUCACUGACGAAACCUGUGUUCCUCUGGUCAUGGACAUGCUGCAGAAGAUGCUCACCACCAUCUGCUCCCUGAAAACCACCAUCGAGGGCUUCCAGGAGGAGCUGCAGCUCCUGAAGGACAAUUUCCAGAAGCCCCUGCAGAUGCAGAACCCCCCGAUGCCUCUGUUUCAGGCUGGUCUGGAGGAGGUGCAAGAGCAGUCGGUGCAGCAGAACGAGCACAGCCACCUCCUGCAGAGCAUCCUGGAUCAACUGGCAGAGGUGCGUCGGGAGCUGCACUGGAGCUCUCUCUAUGGGGUCCCUGCUGGCGAGAAGCUCUCCUGCCAGGACAUUGGUCCCAAGGCCUCGCAGGAGCUGGCCCACAAAGCUCCAUGCAGGCUGAGCUGGCUGCUGGAGCAGCAUAGGACCAUGGGGACCUAUGUCAGCCACCACGAGAGCCAGCUCCAGCAGCACGACGACUUGGGGACCUUGGAGGACAUGGCUGCCCAACUGGAGAAGAUGCCAGGCGAGAUGAGGCACCCGCAGGAUGAAGGAGAGAAGAUGCCCAGCUGCCCAGGCUUUGGGGGGGGGGGGGCUGCCCAAGGGCCCCCACUUGACGGGGAUGCACUGGGGCAUCUCUCAGGAUGUCCUUGCUAG